Rosa chinensis is the source of this 2071-nucleotide messenger RNA. Its product is annotated as serine/threonine-protein kinase STY13. The transcript has 6 exons. Gene Ontology annotation, biological process: protein phosphorylation. Lineage: Eukaryota; Viridiplantae; Streptophyta; Magnoliopsida; Rosales; Rosaceae. Gene Ontology annotation, molecular function: protein kinase activity; ATP binding. The record is from RefSeq and is a predicted model, not a curated record. The coding region runs from base 750 to 1823 and encodes 357 amino acids.
ACCCUCGUCGUCGGAACAGAUACUCGGAAUAUCUAUCAUCAUCGGAAGCGCGGGCCUCUCGAGUGGGUAGAGAGAGAGAGAGAGAGAGAAAGUGCGAGAGAUUUCUAGAGAGAGAAACUCUGAGACUCAAGAAAAGAAAAGAAAAAGACUCUUAUUAGUGCUCUUUCUAGGGUUAGGCUUCCUUCAGCAGUUAUUUUUUUAGUGAGUACAAGUUAAAAAGGAAGCAAAAGAAGGACGGGGAGCUUGAUUAUUGGAAGCUAGAGGUUGCGGGAUUCUUUAGCUUUUAAUUCUUUUUGUUUUUGUUUUUUGGGGUCAAUUUUUCUUCUCCGGUGAAUGUCGCGUCGAUUGUAAGGUUGUCUGUUUUCCUUUUAGGCCUUUUGUGGGUUUGUGUUUAUCUCUUUACCUUUUGUUGUGUGUAUCAAGUGCGCGGAAGCGGAGGCUUCUUCAACCUCAAGCAAAGUGUGUGGUUUAAUUUGAGCUAGUUUAGCGGUGAGAAAGCUGUGUUCUUUUGUGCUGGGUUUUUUUUUUUUUAUAGUAAUAGUGGAGUUUGCUCUGAAUGUUUAGUGUGGAAAAGAGAGUUUUGAUUUUUACAGGAGUUGGGUUUUGGUCUUAUGGUGGAUUGAGGAUGAUAUGGAAAUUGAGCCAAAUGUUUACUGAAACUGGAUAGGUAGCGUUUGUUUAAUAAUGCCAAUUAUUGUGGAGGAUCAUAUUGAGAUGAGGAAUUCAGGGGUAAUUUGAGGGGUGGCAAUAUGAGUUGUAGUGUGAACAGUGGAGGAAGACAGCAGAGGAAUUCGGCUUCGGUCUCAAUUACGGCGCAGCAGCUGGCAAUCGACGACAGCCUGCUGGUUGAUCCCAAGUUGUUGUUUAUUGGGGCGAAAAUUGGUGAGGGAGCUCAUGGGAAAGUUUAUGAAGGAAGGUACGGUAGUCGAAUUGUGGCUAUCAAAGUUCUCAAUCGUGGGAGCACUUCUGAAGAAAGAGCUCAACUUGAGAAUCGAUUUACCCGUGAAGUUAAUAUGAUGACUCGAGUGAAGCAUGAAAAUCUUGUGAAGUUUAUUGGAGCUUGUAAGGAUCCUCUAAUGGUGAUAGUUACUGAGCUAUUACCUGGAAUGUCACUCCGGAAGUACCUGAUUAGUAUUCGUCCCAAUCAAUUAGAACUUCAUGUGGCCAUUAAAUAUGCUCUUGACAUCGCUCAUGCAAUGGAAUGUUUACAUGCCAAUGGCAUUAUACAUAGAGAUCUAAAACCUGACAAUCUGUUGCUUACGGCAAAUCAGAAAUCUGUAAAGCUUGCAGAUUUUGGUCUUGCAAGAGAAGAAACUGUGACUGAGAUGAUGACUGCAGAAACUGGGACUUACCGUUGGAUGGCUCCUGAGCUAUAUAGCACUGUCACAUUACGGCAAGGAGAGAAGAAGCAUUACAAUAACAAAGUUGAUGUGUAUAGCUUUGGGAUCGUCUUAUGGGAAUUGUUGACCAACCGCAUGCCCUUUGAAGGCAUGUCUAAUUUGCAGGCUGCCUAUGCUGCUGCUUUCAAGCAAGAGAGGCCUCGACUUCCAGAGGAUGUCUCCCCUGAUCUUGCCUUCAUCAUCCAGUCAUGUUGGGUUGAGGACCCCAAUCUAAGGCCUACGUUCAGCCAGAUCAUCCGCAUGCUCAACUCUUUCCGCUUCAAACUCUCACCCCCCUCACCACCCCUACCGGACAGUGACAGCAACGAAGCAGAAGCAAGUAACGGUACCAUGAGUGAACUAUCUGUCCGGGCAAGAGGCAAGUUUUCUUUCAUUAGGCAACUCUUCAAUGCUAAGAAGAACAAGAACACACAAUCAAGCUGACCAAAAUUUUGGAAACCAUCCCGUUGUUUCAACUGAAGGAACACCUCGAGAUCGAUGGUAGAAACAAUGUUUAGUAACUUUAUGAUUUUAACUACCCAAACAACGAUGAAAUUCAAAUGAUGAGAAAACACUGAAAGUGAAAAGGAUGGAUUCAGCACGGUUCACAUUGUGUACGUGAUUUGAUUGUAAAGAAAACCACAUGGUUUUGGAAAUUUCUCUUCAUAUCAAUGGAACCUCCCUUUCAAUAA